AUGGUUUCAAGAAGCUGUAGACUCUGGUGUUUUAGAAGCCAACGCUAUGGCUCUUGCUACGAGCACUCUGUCUGGAAUUCCCAGUGUCCGGAAGUUAACCCCCAUGCUAGCUUACUUUUCUACUGGGAACCACUUAAACGCCAAGUGCGAAUAGAGGGAACUGUGUCUCGACUACCGGUCGCUGAGAGUGAAGCUUAUUUCUCUCAAAGACCUAGAGUGAGUCAGUUGUCGGCUGCGGUCAGUCCACAAAGUCGCGUGAUUCCGAGUCGAGAGUGUUUACAAAACAAAGUGGCUGAAUUGGAAGGUGUCUACGCGGCACAGCCUUCCGUUCCGAUGCCAUCGAAUUGGCCUCCAGCGCAUCAGCUGUCAUCGAAUCACUUAGAAGCCGCUUUGUCUUCUACCUCAGUUUUCUGCAACGAUGCUUUGGCCCUAAUUUCAUGA
Molecule: messenger RNA, 441 nt
Organism: Dicrocoelium dendriticum
Lineage: Eukaryota; Metazoa; Platyhelminthes; Trematoda; Plagiorchiida; Dicrocoeliidae
Source: the annotation of a GenBank genome assembly